AUGCAACAAGAGGAACAGGAACAAGGUUUUAGUUCCAUUAGUAACAUCACUCGGUGGAGCUUUCAUUACACUAGCAGUAGCAAUGAUUUCUUUUCGUAUAUACUACAAGAGACACCGAGCAAGCUGGGUGCUUAUUCAAGAAUAAAGCAGGAACUAGAGUCAAAGAAACAAGAAUUCAGCUAUGAAGAAGUAUUAAGCAUUACCAGAAACUUUGAAAAGGUUGUGGGGAAAGGAGCAUCUGGAACAGUCUACCAUGGCUGGAUUGAUCAUAAUACCGAGGUAGCUGUCAAAAUGCUAUCUUCCUCAUCAGCUCAAGGAUAUCUGCAAUUUCAAGCAGAGGCCAAACUUUUUGCUGUGGUUCAUCAUAAAUACUUGACAGGUCUUAUAGGGUUUUGUGAUGAUGGCACCAACAUGGCUCUAAUCUAUGAGUAUAUGUCUAAUGGAGACUUAGCCAAGCACUUAUCAGAUAUAAACGAAAAUAUAUUGAGUUGGAAUCAAAGACUUCAAAUUGCCGUGGAUGCUGCAGAAGGAUUGGAGUAUCUGCAUCAUGGCUGCAUUCCACCAAUUGUUCACAGAGAUGUUAAAUCUAAAAACAUCUUACUAAAUGAAAAACUUCAGGGUAAACUAGCUGAUUUCGGGUUGUCAAAGAUGUUUCCUAAUGAAGAUGACACGCAUGUCCUCACGGUUGUUGCUGGCACACCAGGAUACCUCGACCCUGAGACAACCUGCUGCCAUAACCAAAAGUGAAGAGAAAAUCCAUAUUGUUCAAUGGGUUGGUUCCAUGGUGCUAGAAAGAGAUGUAUAAAGAUAUUGUGGAUCCAAGAUUACAAGGAGAAUUUGAUAUUUACUCUGCAAAGAAAGCUUUGGAAACUGCUAUAUAUGGCUUCCAUCAAUAGGCCAACAAUGAAUUGUGUAGUUGUGGAACUGAAAUCCCUCAUUCUUCUGAUUUUAGUUUUACUCAUGAGAUUUCAACCAACACCGAUUAAAACUAGAAUGAGACCUAGCUAGGUAUGUUAUUACUUCUUAUUAUUGAUGAUCAAUAAUAAUAUAUCUUUGGUGAGUGCAA
Molecule: messenger RNA, 1066 nt
Organism: Medicago truncatula (barrel medic)
Lineage: Eukaryota; Viridiplantae; Streptophyta; Magnoliopsida; Fabales; Fabaceae
Product: probable LRR receptor-like protein kinase At1g51890
Exons: 6
Coding region: 1-747 (248 amino acids)
Biological process (GO): protein phosphorylation
Molecular function (GO): protein kinase activity; ATP binding
Source: RefSeq, a predicted model, not a curated record